GCUCCAUUUAGUCAACAAUGUCAAGUUCGUCAACCAGUGAUUAUAAACACUAAGAACAAGUCCGGAUUGAAAUUCUGCCCGUGAUCGAUACCUAGCUGCAAUGGAUAAUGGAAUUUCUCCUGCGAAAAAGCAGAAAGUGGCAAACGGAACCAACAACGAUGCAAAGUCGGAGAAGAAUAGUGGUUACCUGAAGGUACAGAAAGACCCGGAAAACAGCGUCAGUUUACUGUUCUCUCUCCCCGAGAAAGUCGGCGCACUGGCCCAGGUUCUGAAAAUCUUUGAGGUACAUCAAGUUAACCUACAUCACAUUGAAUCCCGGCCUUCCAAACAAAGCAGCACCGAGUUUGAGUUCUUCGUGAGCUGUGACAACAAGACUGGCGGUCUGAAGGAAACAUUGGACGAAGUGAAAGGGAUUGCCAAAACAUUCCGGGUCUAUUCAAGGAAGACUGGUGAAUAUCCUUCGGAAGAUGUCGACAAAACCAAUACAGUUCCCUGGUUUCCGAAGAAAAUCUGCGAACUGGACAGAUUUGCCAACCAGAUACUGAGCUAUGGAUCAGAAUUGGAUGCAGACCAUCCUGGAUUCACUGACACCGUGUACAGAGCCCGAAGGAAGGAGCUUGCAGACAUUGCAUUUCACUACAAGCAUGGACAGGAAAUUCCCAGGGUGGAGUAUACAGAGGCCGAGAUCAACACAUGGAGAACAAUCUACAAUGAGUUAAAAAAGCUGUAUCCAACACAUGCUUGUAAACAGUUCAACCAUGUUUUCCCACUACUCCAAGAUAACUGCGGAUACAAUGCUGAUAACAUCCCGCAGUUGGAGGACGUAUCCAGGUUUCUGCAAGAUUGCACAGGAUUCCGCCUUAGACCAGUAGCUGGUUUGAUGUCAUCACGUGACUUUUUAUCGGGACUCGCCUUCCGCACUUUUCACUCCACACAGUAUAUUCGCCAUAGCUCCAGACCAAUGUACACCCCGGAGCCAGACGUUUGUCACGAACUACUGGGGCAUGUGCCCCUCUUUGCUGAUCCAGCAUUUGCUCAGUUUUCACAAGAGAUCGGAUUGGCAAGUCUCGGUGCCCCGGAUGACUAUAUAAAAAAAUUAGCAACGUGCUAUUGGUUCACUGUGGAGUUCGGUAUGUGUAAGCAGGGGAAUGAUUUGAAGGCCUACGGAGCUGGACUGUUGUCUUCAUUUGGGGAAUUAGAGUAUUGUUUGACGGACGCUGCAGAUAAGAAACCGUUUGACCCCGUGGUGACCUGUGAGCAGGAAUAUCCGAUUACUUCUUACCAACCGCUCUACUUUGUGUCGGAAAGUUUUGAGAAAGCAAAAGAGAAAAUGAGAGAAUAUGCCAAGACAAUUCCCCGACCGUUCAGCGUCCGCUACAACCCUUACACCCAGAGUGUGGAAGUGAUUGACAAUAAAAACCAAAUUAUCAACCUUACACAGGCCAUUAAAGGUCAGAUUUCAAACAAAGGAUCAUUCCAACUAUCAUCGAUGUAUAUGUAUGCCCCCUUUGAACUUAGAAGUUUGGUCUUGUCAGUUUGUUCUUGUCACCGAAAUUCCCCUGAAACAGCUGAACAGAUUUUUACGAAACGUUUUGAUUGAUAAGGACUUACUGUGUAAAUGUUAGACUUGCUCAAGUCUCUAUGUUGUUUUUAUUACUUUAUCAUUUCAUCCAAAUUUUAUUGUUUCAGAAGUCUAAAUAUCUGCUCUCUACAAUGUUGGGCAUUAUCAAAAAGUAUUAAAGAGAGCACUGAUUAUUAAACAUAGAGACUUGAGCAAGUCUUUGUAAAUGUGCAUAUUCGCAGGAUAUCCUGAUUCAAUAUUUCUUGUGAGUUAUUCCCCUUUGAACAUAGAAUUGUGGCCAAAAUAUACUAUUUAGUACUCCUCUGAAACUGCUGAACAGAAUUUCUAUAACUGUGUAUUUGAUAUGGAAAUACUUCGUAGAUGUACAUGUUUACAGGAAAUUCUGAUUUAUUUUCUGAAAGUUAUGCCCAUUUUGAACUUGGGCGUUUUGUGAAAAUACACUAGUAUUUGGUGUAAUUUGAAACCGGUCUUCAAGUCAAAUGUAAUCAAAAUAUUUCUGUUUUAAGAUUUUACACAAUUUACAUUUCUAAACAGUAUUACAUUGCAUGUGACUUGAGUAUUGCUAUCAAGUUACAUGCGUGAAAAUAGUCCAGUAUAGCACAGAGGCAUUUGGAUUUGUUGUAUUUUAUGAAUAACAUUAUUUGUAAAUGUCAUUCAUUUUUGGGCGUAGAGUACGUGAGCUUGCUAACCUUUUCUUUAUUUUUGAAAUGUUAUUUUAUUAUGCAAAUGAAUCCCUUUUGUCAUCUCGGGGAUAGAAUACCGUGGAAUAAUUAGAUUUCUAUGGGGUUUCAAUCUUAAUGAAUUUUGUAAGUACCUCUAUUUUCAUGAAUUUUAAACCACAAUGAAUGUUUUCAAUGAACAUAAACCCUAUCAGUAAAUCAAAUCCUGACUAAAUUGUGAAACCUCUUCAAUCCACUGAAACUGAACCCACGAAUAUGAUUGAUUCCACAUCGUAUUGUGCAAAAGGGUUCCCACAGGCAUGUUAUCGCAUAGUAUUAUUUUACCAAUAAAAAAAGGAAUAAAAAAGAAUAGCUCCUACUGUCGUCUGGUUAUAGAAAAUCAUACAAUUUUGUAAAUCAUCGCUAUUAUCAUCUAAUUUAAGAAUAUCAUGUUAUUGUGUAAAUAAUCCCAAUUUUCAUCUAAUUGUAGGCGAUCUUACCUUAUUGGAGGAUGCUCUAUCAAAAGUGGGAGGGAUGUAAACAAUUUCAGACGAUGAAUAGCUACACAGAAGAAACCAGAGUGCUGUGUUUUUCUAUUUGAGAACUGCUUUUCAUUUUUAUUGUGUGUAUUUUAGAAUCAUAACUGUGUGGGUUUUCUUUGAGACGUAUCAUUCAGUUUCACCAUUGGAAUGCUAUAUGUGUCUGAACCACAUACAGAAACACAGCACGGAGGACGAAAUGCUCGGUUAAUGUGAGAAGUACGUGUAAUACACAUGUAACUUUAGUGAAGGUCACUGGAUGUACAAACUCCCGUAAUCAAAUCACCUGUAAAUAGUUUGUAAAAAUUGUUAUGAAUUUAUAUUUACAUUUGAGUCAUAAAAUGGUAAAAGACCGCGUUUAUUCAAUUAAAAAUACAAAAAUGAAA
Messenger RNA from Ostrea edulis (European flat oyster), 3166 nucleotides. RefSeq names its product phenylalanine-4-hydroxylase-like. The record is from RefSeq and is a predicted model, not a curated record. Bases 101 to 1600 code for a protein of 499 amino acids. Gene Ontology annotation, molecular function: iron ion binding; phenylalanine 4-monooxygenase activity. NCBI's taxonomy places the organism in Eukaryota, Metazoa, Mollusca, Bivalvia, Ostreida, Ostreidae. The transcript has 13 exons. Gene Ontology annotation, biological process: L-tyrosine biosynthetic process; L-phenylalanine catabolic process.